GAGAAGAUCCAGCUGGACAACGCAUUUGGUCCACUCCUGCGAGGAGAGGAGAACGCCGAGGGACAGGAACUGCGCCCCAGCGAAAGACACCCUAACCUGGGGUGCGCCCGCUAGCUCCUUUCCCAAGGUGAACACCUCCAAGAGGUGAGGUGCAAAUCCCAGUGACAUCCACAUCCGGAGGUGUCUUCCCUCCAGGUCGCCACUCCGUCUCAUGUGAUACCCCAAUCCCCGCAGCCUCUGCUCAGUCAGGGACCAAGAAUCGGGAAUCCUACCCCUCCUCGGCUUUCCAGUCCCCUAACCCGAGAUGAGAGGACGCGCGCCCGGGCUGGGACAGGUCUCAGGCGCAUUUUCACAGAUAGCACUCCCCCCGUCCGGGAGCAACCCGUUCCAGCAGCCCCCUUCCUGCCCCAUCAACGCGGCCGCACGGACGAGGUCUGGAGGCGACGCCCUGGCAGGGGCAGGAACCAAGUCACAAAUUCAGGUUCCAGGCUGCGGUGCCUCCAGGCGGGAAGAAAACCGCAGGUGGGUGGAGGAUGCGGUGCGCGGGAAUUUCCCUACGGACGCUUGCUGUUUUCCGCUCACCUUUCAGGAAGGUGCCCCUCUACCUGCGCCCUCCCCGGCGACGUAGAGCUAGCCGGAGAGCUCAGCUACGCGCUGGCUCCCUCCGCCCGCGCCCACACACUCCAGGCCCCGCUUACCGUCCCCUGCCCGGUCCUAGAGGGCCCAGAGGGUAUCUCCUGAAACCAACUCGCCUUCUUCGAGCCAGCCCAGACGCAUCUCGAGAGUGGCGGGAGGCAGCGCAGCCAGAAUACCCCAGAGGAAAAAGUGGGCGUCGGAGGACCUUGUCCCAGCGACUCCCCCACCGCACCGAAGGAGUCCCGGGACUGCACGGAUCUGAGCCCUUACCUGCCUCGGCGCCUCCUCUCUGUGCGCUCUGCGGCCCCGGAAGCCGGAUCGAGGGUCACAGGGUGGUUGGGCACCGGCGGGCCGCUUGGUUUUCGCCUCGAGGACCGGGACUUGCACUUGCAGAACCGCUGCGUGGGGGAUGUCCCUCUUUUUUCCUCGCCCUGGGGCGCUUCCCCAGCGCGUCGCGGUCUCUGGGUUCCAGCUGGAGUUGGCGCUCGCCCCCGCAGCUCUUUCCUGUGGCUUGGACCUGUGAGCCCCGCCCCGCGCUCGACUCCGCCCCGGGGUCCCCGCCAGCCUCCGAACCGAGGCCGAGGGUGGGUGCCCAGCUCCCGCACCCCACGGCGUGCUCUCGGGCUGGUGCGUCCAGGGCGCCUGGCACCGUAGCUCUGGCCUCCCUGAUGCGGGGCCCGGGACAGCGGGGGCCACCCCUCUCAGGGAUUUCAGCGCCUUCGCCUGCAGUCUGAAUCGGACCACAGUAGCCGGGUUUCGACCGUGAGCUUGCGAACAGCGAGCACCGCCCUCUGCUGCCAGCCGUGGCACGGCACCCGGGUCGCGGGCGCAGGAGCGGAGCGUACUGUCUUCCGGAGGUGCCCAGUGCCAGCGUCCGCGCCUACUACAAGGUGACUCUUUCAAGGAAAGCCCGGCUCCGACGAGUGCAGUGUGGGCCUUUCGGAGAUGGCGGUGAAGGAGGAGGCCCCAGGAGGAAGCUGGGAAUGGGGUCAGCUUGCCCCGCUCAAAGCCCCUGAAGUCCUCACUCAAACUUUUGGGAUGACCACCGCUAUCAGAUUCCAGGGCCAUAUCCCAGGAGUGCCUCAGCCCAUCUGUCCGAGAGUCCGGAGCCCUCCACUUUGCUUCUAACAGGCUCGAACUCCUCCCACGAUCUCCCUGGUUAAACACAGGAACUGCCCAUUCAAAUGACUGGUGCCCAGGAAGCUCUGGGUGUACAGGAUUGGACCUGUGGCAGGACCCUGAAGGUCUAAAAAGGUGUUUCCCAUUGUUAAACCCCAGCCAGCGGAUAAUUGGCAGGUCAGAAUAUAGACUCCACUAUGUCAGAACUUCCCUUUUUUUUUUUUUCCCCAAGGGAAUCUGAAAUUUGAGAACUUAAAAAAUACUCUUUGUGUUUGUUAAAGCAAAAUCCUUGUUUUGGCUAAAGAGAACUUGUCUCAGACUGAACACAGUCCACAGGACUGCCAAUUAAAAAAUUUGUGG
Messenger RNA from Cebus imitator (Panamanian white-faced capuchin), 2115 nucleotides. RefSeq names its product translation initiation factor IF-2-like. The record is from RefSeq and is a predicted model, not a curated record. The transcript has a single exon. The coding region runs from base 534 to 1370 and encodes 278 amino acids. Lineage: Eukaryota; Metazoa; Chordata; Mammalia; Primates; Cebidae.